This is a messenger RNA of Gracilinanus agilis (Agile Gracile Mouse Opossum), 4865 nucleotides long. RefSeq names its product N-acetylglucosamine-1-phosphate transferase subunits alpha and beta (gene GNPTAB). Gene Ontology annotation, molecular function: UDP-N-acetylglucosamine-lysosomal-enzyme N-acetylglucosaminephosphotransferase activity; calcium ion binding. NCBI's taxonomy places the organism in Eukaryota, Metazoa, Chordata, Mammalia, Didelphimorphia, Didelphidae. The transcript has 21 exons. Gene Ontology annotation, cellular component: Golgi apparatus. The coding region runs from base 1 to 3780 and encodes 1259 amino acids. Gene Ontology annotation, biological process: N-glycan processing to lysosome; carbohydrate phosphorylation. The record is from RefSeq and is a predicted model, not a curated record.
AUGCUGCUUAAGCUCCUGCAGAGGCAGACCUACACCUGCCUGUCGCACAGAUAUGGCCUUUACCUGUGCUUCGGAGGCGUCGUCCUCAUGAUCGUCUCCGCCUUCCAGUUUGGAGAGGUUGUUCUGGAAUGGAGUCGGGACCAAUAUCAUGUUCUAUUUGAUUCAUAUAGAGACAACAUUGCUGGAAAGUCUUUUCAGAACAGGCUAUGCUUGCCUAUGCCCAUUGAUGUGGUCUACACCUGGGUGAAUGGCACUGAUGUUGAACUGCUUAAAGAGCUUCGGCAGGUCAGAGAACAGAUGGAGGAAGAACAGAAGGCAAUGAGAGAAAUCCUUGGAAAGAACUCCACAGAACCAACAAAGAAAAGCGAAAAGCAAUUAGAAUGUUUGCUAACACACUGCAUUAAAGUGCCCAUGCUCAUACUAGAUCCUGCUCUUCCUGUCAACAUCAGUCUCAAGGAGUUGCCGUCCAUUUAUCCUUCUUUGCGUUCUGCUAGUGACACAUUCUAUGUCGCAAAACCCAAAAACCCUUCAACUAAUGUUUCUGUCGUCGUUUUUGACAGUCAGAAGGAAGUCGAAGAUGCCCAGGCUGGAAUGUUAAAAGCAGUCAGCAAACAGACUGUGUGGAGGGGCUAUUUGACAACAGACAAAGAAGUACCUGGCCUAGUGCUGAUGCGUGACUUGGCUUUCCUGAGUGGAUUUCCACCAACAUUCAAGGAAACAAGUCAGCUGAGAGUGAAGCUCCCAGAAAACCUGUCCUCCAAAAUAACAUUGUUGCAGUUGUAUUCGGAAGCCAGUGUUGCUCUUCUGAAAUUGAAUAAUCCAAGGGGUUUCCAGGAAUUGAAUAAGCAAGCUAAGAAGAACAUGACCAUUGACGGAAAAGAGCUGACUCUCAGUCCUGCCUAUUUGUUAUGGGAUCUCAGCGCCAUCAGUCAAUCUAAACAGGAUGAAGAUAUUUCUGCCAGCCGUUUUGAAGAUAAUGAAGAGCUGAGAUAUUCUUUGAGGUCCAUAGAGAAGCACGCCCCAUGGGUGAGAAAUAUCUUUAUCGUAACCAAUGGGCAGAUCCCUUCCUGGCUGAAUCUUGACAACCCUCGGAUAACCAUAGUAACUCAUCAGGAGGUAUUUCAGAAUUUGAGUCAUUUGCCUACUUUUAGCUCCCCUGCUAUUGAAAGUCAUAUUCAUCGUAUUGAAGGGCUGUCCCAGAAGUUUAUUUACUUAAAUGACGAUGUGAUGUUUGGGAAGGACGUCUGGCCAGAUGAUUUUUACAGUCACUCCAAAGGUCAGAAGGUUUACUUGACCUGGCCGGUUCCCAACUGUGCUGAGGGCUGCCCUGGCUCCUGGAUUAAAGAUGGCUACUGUGAUAAGGCUUGUAAUAAUUCAGCAUGUGAUUGGGAUGGAGGAGAUUGCAUUGGUAACAAUGGCAACAGUCGAUAUGCUGGUGGAGGAGGUGGCCAUGGUGUGGGGGUGGUUGGACAGCCCUGGCACUUUGGUGGUGGAAUAAGCGGUAUCUCUUACUGUAACCAGGGAUGUGCCAAUUCUUGGCUUGCUGAUAAGUUCUGUGAUCAGGCAUGCAAUGUGCUGUCUUGUGGGUUUGAUGCUGGUGACUGUGGGCAAGAUCAUUUUGGUGAAUUAUACAAGGUGACUCUCAUCCCUAACCAGACUCACUACAUUAUCCCCAAGGGAGAAUGCCUCCCCUAUUUCAGUUUUGCUGAGAUAGCCAAAAGAGGAAUUGAGGGCGCCUACAGUGACAAUCCAAUCAUCCGCCAUGCCUCAGUUGCCAACAAGUGGAAGACAAUCCACCUCAUCCUGCACAGUGGAAUGAAUGCCACCAUUAUACAUUUCAACCUCACAUUUCAAAACAAAGACAACAAAGAGUUUAAAAUGCAGAUCACAGUAGAAGUGGAUACUAGGGAGGAGCCGAAGCCCAAUAUCACUACGCAGAAUCCUCACACAAGUCUGGCUAGCCCCACCACAGCUCUGCCAGAGGCUGAAAUCCUAUUUGAAGAUAUUCCAGAAGAAAAACGCUUCCCAAAGUACAAGAAACAUGCAGACGGAUUUCAGGAAACUAUAAAAAUACCCCUUGUAAAUAUCUCAGAACUUUCAAACGAAGUCCAACUGAGUCUGAAGACCCUAGAUUUAAAGUUAGAGAGUGGGGACAUCACUCUGAAAGGAUAUAAUCUGUCCAAGUCUGCUUUGCUGAGACCAUUUCUGAAAGAUUCACAAAUCAUUGAAAUAAAACCUAACCAAAUUAUAAAAAGAGAAAAAGAUGGCAGUCUACAAGACCCAGUGAAAAGAGAGUAUCACACUGACCUCUCCAAAGAAAAUUUAGAAAAUGCUGAUGGCCCAAAGAGAAUGGCUUCUCCUUCAGAAUCCACAUAUGUCCAUGGGGCUGGCAGGUCAUUUGAGGUGGGCAGCAAAUAUCAGGAGCAUAUGUUACCUCGAGAUUGGACAAAAGCUACAUUUGUUUCUACAACUCAGAAAGUUGGAGACAAUGUUGGCUUUAGAGGAAUAACCAUUAUUCCACCAGAAGACCGAAUGGCUCAGGAAAAGGAGUCAAAAGGGAAUGCACAGGAGAACAGAGGACAAGGGCUGAACGAAGGGCAAACUGCCGAUGAUGAUCUGGGCAAUGGUGGAGUAGGGCCUGGAAGAAAACUUCAACAAUAUGCUGGGAGCUAUCCAGGGUUCUUGCCUUGGGAAAAAAGGAAGUAUUUCCAAGAUCUUCUCGAGGAAGAAGAAUCAUUAAAGAAACAGUUGUUAUACUUCACAGAGAGCAAAUCUGUUGGAAGACAACUAAAAGAUACAUUUGCUGAUUCUCUCCGAUAUGUCAAUAAAAUCCUGAAUAGCAAAUUUGGAUUCACUUCUCGGAAGGUCCCUGCCCACAUGCCUCAUAUGAUUGAUCGCAUUGUUAUGCAAGAACUACAGGAUAUGUUUCCUGAAGAAUUUGACAAGACUUCUGUUCACAAAGUGCGCCACUCUGAAGACAUGCAGUUUGCCUUCUCUUAUUUCUACUAUCUCAUGAGUGCACUGCAGCCACUGAACAUCGCUCAGGUUUUUGAUGAAGUCGAUACCGACCAUUCUGGCAUCUUGUCGGACAGGGAGAUUCGGACAUUAGCCACAAGGAUUCAUGACCUGCCUUUAAGCUUACAGGAUUUGACAGGUCUUGAGCACAUGUUGAUAAAUUGUUCUAAAAUGCUCCCUACUAACGUCACUCAGAUAAACAACAUCCCUCCAACCCAGGAAGCCUACUACGACCCCAACCUGCCACCCGUGACUAAAAGUCUAGUAACCAACUGUAAGCCAGUAACUGAUAGGAUCCAUAAAGCAUAUAAAGACAAAAACAAGUAUAGGUUUGAAAUCAUGGGAGAAGAAGAAAUUGCUUUUAAAAUGAUUCGCACCAAUGUUUCUCAUGUGGUUGGCCAAUUAGAUGACAUAAGAAAAAAUCCCAGAAAAUUUGUUUGCCUGAAUGACAAUAUUGAUCACAAUCAUAAAGAUGCACAGACAGUAAAAGCAGUGCUAAGAGAUUUUUAUGAGUCCAUGUUUCCCCAACCGUCCCAGUUUGAGCUGCCACGGGAAUAUCGGAACCGUUUCCUUCAUAUGCAUGAGCUCCAGGAAUGGAGAGCAUAUAGAGAUAAAUUAAAAUUUUGGACCCAUUGUGUACUUGUAACAUUGAUCAUGUUUACUAUAUUCUCAUUUUUCGCUGAGCAGCUAAUUGCACUCAAGCGGAAGAUUUUUCCCAGAAGGAGGAUCCAUAAGGAAGUUGGUACUGAACGGAUUGGGGUAUAGGAAAUUAAAAGAGCUUACCUCCACGUUUACGAGAUGACUACCGUAUCUUUCUGACGUGAUGCCUCAGGAUCCAAGGCCUAAAGAAAUAAAGAGAAACAUCCCAUAAAGAUGGCAAGAGAUGCAACACCCAGACCAGCUGAGCUGUUUAAUAGAUAUAUCAAAAAAUAACAGGUGUGUUGGGCAGUCCUCAACUGGAUUUCUACUUUGGAAGCAUUAGCUCAUGGACAUGUUAUCCUUUUUAUAAAAAGGGUUCCUGAAAGAGAUACAGCUGCCUUUAUUGCAGUGGACGUUGCCAAGUAAAUUUAAUAUCCAGAUCCUAGGCCGACGUGGGAAGUUACCGAAGAAGCCUCAGAUUUUGCAUUCCAAAACAUUCUGCUGUGAUCUUGCUGGGAUGCUUUUUUCAUUUUCUGUUUUUAAAUAGGUAACAACUAAGUUAACUCUUUAGCUAUGUUUUUAUCCAACCUGUGAUACUGAAACUUAUUGAUGAAUGUACAUAAACACAGCCUCAUAUUGGCAGGAUCAAAAAAUUCUGGAUUUGAAGAAUGUUAGUGGGAUUUGGCUACAGAAGAUCUCAGCAACUGACAUCUGAAAUAUUUUGGAUUGGGUUUACUGGACUCCUUAAGAAUACAGGGAUUAUGUUUGGAAGCCUAAGCACAAAGGGCUAGUGGGAAGUAGCAACAGCUACUGGCCAAUAUAUUAUACUCAUGUUUUGGAAAUGUAAAAUACAAACAAAAGUGCCUCAUUGUAGAAAUUAGCAAUCACUGUUAUGUUGAUGGUUCCUUUAAUAUGAUAGCAUGUGGCAUCAAGUUCCACAUAAUGAGAGAUUCUUUUUAAGUCUGAGCAGGCUCUAACACUGUGUCAUAUUUUGUUAUGACAUUAUUAAGACUAUGGAAAACUUGGGGAGGAAAGGCAAUCUUUUCAAGUUGAUGUUAUGGUUUUGACAUGUACUUUAAAUCACAGUCACAGCAGUAUUCUUUCAAAAAUCCCAAGAAUCAUUUUGUAAUAGUUGUAAACUGGAAUCUGGAAUGUACAUAAUGGUUUUGUGCUGUCACUGUGUGGUUAAAAAGACUCACUGAAAAAAGUCA